AUUAUAAGUGAAACUAUCAGACAAAUGGAGGCCAUCAUUUUUCAAAAAUUUUUUAAAUUUAAUGCUAAAUUGUAAACAAAUUAAACGAUAUAUGUUCUAUCUGUCCAUACUUGUCACGUGGAAUGGAGUGCGCCGAUUUAUCUUGGAAUUCUGGAGAUACUGUAUCCGUGAAGAACACUUUGAAUGACGAUAAAAAUAUCAAUCGCGUCGAUGAAGAUAAUUUUCAAUGCACAUUUUUCCGACAAUCUAAACGCAAAUCUUUGGUAUGAUAUUUUAUAAAGAAUAAUUUUCACGUUUCAUUAAUUAAAUUUACCCUCUUUUGGCAGCCUACGAGCAACGUUCAACCUUCAUUAAAUGAAAAAUCUAUAUCAUUUUAUUUAUCUGAUACUUGUACCGAUUCGGAGAGUGAGCUUGAUGAAUCGAGAAAAACGCCAUGUGUAGAAACGUUUUAUACGAAUCCUGAGAACUUAAGUCUGAAUAACGAUCAAUUUUUAAAAUCACAUAAUAAAGUAGUUACUUUACCGAAAGUAACAUUUGAUCAAAAUUUGUAUAUUCAUUCGGAUAAUCCAAAAUUUUCUACGAAGAAACGACCUAUGCGUAAAGAAGAUGAAAAAUAUUUCACAAAAGCCGUACGAUUGAAAAAGAAAAAUUGUUUGAAAGAAAAAACUGAUUUGAAAAAUAAAAAGUAUCAUACUACAAAUAUGAAAGUCUAUACAUCGCGAUUCCCUAAGAAAUACAAUAAUCAAAUAAUAAUGAAGAAUGAAAUGAUCUUUCAACAAUUUAUGAUAAGUAAUAACAAUAGGAAUGUGUAUUCAGAUCAAAAAAAAAGUAUUCUUCGUGGUACUAAGAGAACCUAUGAUUCCAUGUAUAUCAUAAAAGAUGAUAUUACUUCCAAGAAGAAAAAAAGUAUCGAAAAUAGAAUCAUGAAGAACAAACUUUUGUUAAAAUCUGUACAAGAUAUAAUUCGUGAAAUGAAUUUACAAGAAGCACAACAAAAAGCAUAUAAAAAGCAAUUGGAGAUGAAAGCAUAUAACAUCAAGCCUGAGAAUAAGAUUGCGGAGAUCGAUUUAACGAAAUUGACGAGAGAGGAAGUGCAAAUUAAGAAACCAAAGAAAGUUAUGAACAAUUAUGGAAUUAAAAUCGAAAUAAAGAAACCAAUUUUUAAGAAGCCGGAAAUAGAGAAAUUAUUGAACGAAUCUAUGCAUGAAGCUAUAAAAAAAUAUAGAUCGUGUACGCAUUCAUGGGAAGAGAACUGGAAGAAACUCAGAAAUGUUUAAAAAAUAUUUUCUUAUCGUAAAUCCUGAAUAUAGAACAAUAUCGAAAUUUAUUUAUCGAUUGUCAAUAUAUCGAUUGUCAAUACAUCGAUUGUCACAAUCGAUGUUAUAAAAUGGUUUCAAUUUUUUAUCAAAAGUUUUUAUAAUGUAAAUUAAAAUGUGAAAAUAGAGACAUGAAUAAAACAUGUUAAAAAAUGAAAAUUUUUUGUUAAUAAAAAGAUUGUACAAUGCGGCAAACGAAGAAUUGUAUAAUUUUUUUUGAAGCUAAUGACCAAGACAAUAGAAAUAAUACCUUGAUUACAGAUUCUAACCAUGGAUUUCCCAAUAUUCAAAAUAAAAUAUCAGAAAACACAAAACAUAAAUCGGAAAUCUCGAAUAAUAUAAAAACUGUAGUGACACGAAAAUGGCAAAUUAUGUUAAUCUCCGCGGAUUGCACAAUUAAAAAACACUGUCAAGGUUGGCAGGUACGAAAGAAUUGAAUUAAAAAAGCAACAGAAUAUUUUCUACAAGUAAUAAAAUACAUAUAAAAAUAUUUCGCAACAUUUUUUGUAAGAUAUAUCCAAAAGAUCCAAAGGAAAUUGAGGAAGAAUCAAAGUUAAUUUUAAAAAAAGUUUCCGAUCCCAUAAUGGUUACAAACAUAGAACCUAUAAAAACUGCAAAUGCCGAGAUUCUUUGCAAUCGCGAUGAUCUCGAUGAUUUACUUAUGGACGAGGAGAAAGAAAAUGAGAAUACUUACGGCAAGAUUAUUUUGAGGGAAUACAUGAGACUUCUUAACAGUGAAAAUGCAAAGAUCAAUUUUAUCUUAAAAAUUUUAUCAAAAGCUGUAAACGAACAUAAAAUUUUCGUGAUUUAUGGUAUAUUUCCACCGAUAAGAAAACCUUUAGGACAGAGAGGUUGGAUAGAGAAAAAAUUUAUCAGAAAAAUGCUCUCAAUGUCUCCAGAAAUUUCCGAAGCUGGUUUAGAAACAGUCGAAAAAUUGUUGAGAUGUCCUCCAAAUUUUAUAUGGUAUUCCAAUAAGAGAGCAUCUAUUAGAACAGAAGACAGAACCAUAGUCAACAAAUUUACUGGAUGUUAUUUUACGUCAAAAGUCGAUAUGUGCAAUAAUUUAGAGAAUAUUUCUUGGUAUUAUGAAGCUGACGUAUCAAACGUACAAUUUCCACGAUGCUACAAUGUUUAUCAGCCUGCACAGAUAGAGGAAUUCAUUCAAGAUUUUUACAUCACGGCUAGCAUGGGAAUUCUUAAGUGGUUUUUAUACUUCGCCAGUGUUGUUGGACCAAAUGCCGUUUGGUCAGAAGACGGGACUAUUCCUAUAAAAGCAAUUUUAUUCGCUCUUGAACGAUGCAGUGAAUAUAUAAGUGUUUGUGCACACGAAGAUAUAGACGGAAAACAUAAUAAAGACAUACCGAUUCCUGAUUGGAAUGAAUUUUUAUCGUGGUACAAAAAAAUUUUGCAAAGACGUGGAGUAUUGCAAAAAAAAAAUGAAAUAAACAUUGAGGAACUUUUACGAUACACAUCAAACAUUAUGAAAAGAAUGAUGCAAUGUCGUCCCCAAACUCAAAUCGAUGGAAUGAGGAAUAUCUGGAUUAUAAAACCGGGUGAUAAAAGUUUGGGCAAAGGUAUAAUUCUUAAGAAUUCAUUAUCGGAAAUUUUAACAAAAAUAAAUCAAGCUUCCAAGGAAUGUAUGCAGUAUGUUGUGCAAAAGUACAUAGAACGACCACUACUCGUACAUAGAACGAAAGUUGAUAUUAGGCAAUGGUUUUUGAUUACCAGUACGCAGCCUCUUACAGUCUGGAUAUACAAGGAUAUUCUGGUUCGUUUUGCAUCGAAAAAUUUUACACUCAAUAAUUUCCACGAAUCGAUUCAUUUAUGCAAUACAACUGUGCAAUUGAAAUACAGAAAAACAAUACAUGAGGGUGCACCAAUACCUAGCGAACUUCAUUGGAAUCUUCAUAACUUCAAAGAAUAUUUAAAAGCCAUAGAUCGCGAAUUAGCAUGGGAAAAGCUCAUUAAACCGGGUAUAAAACAAAAUUUAAUUGGGGCACUUCUGGCGUCUCAAGAAAAUAUGGUCAAUCGAAAAAAUAGCUUUCAAUUAUACGGUGCUGAUUUUUUAAUAAUGGAUGACCUAUCAGUCUGGUUGAUUGAAAUCAAUACAAAUCCAAGAUUGCAUCCUCCAAGUAGCAGUGUUACUGAAAAACUUUAUCCAGAAAUAAUAGAAGAUACUAUCAAAGUGGUUUUAGAUCGUCGUAAAAAUAAGAAAGCAGCUCGUGGUAAAUUCGAAUGCAUUUACAGACAACGCAAUCCAUUUUACAGAAAUGUUUUAGGAAAAGGAGUAAGUCUUGGAAUUCGUGGUAAAGCUGUAUUUUCCAAAAAUUCGAUUCGAAGUCGAUUAUAAAACAUGAAAUAUAAAAUAAACGAGAUUUAAUAAAAA
Messenger RNA from Apis cerana (Asiatic honeybee), 3702 nucleotides. RefSeq names its product tubulin glycylase 3A-like. NCBI's taxonomy places the organism in Eukaryota, Metazoa, Arthropoda, Insecta, Hymenoptera, Apidae. The record is from RefSeq and is a predicted model, not a curated record. Gene Ontology annotation, molecular function: protein-glycine ligase activity, initiating. Gene Ontology annotation, biological process: cilium assembly; protein polyglycylation; cilium movement. Gene Ontology annotation, cellular component: axoneme; microtubule cytoskeleton.